UUGACUGCAUGUGUGGAGACUCAGUGUGUGUGUAUGUUGCUGUGUGCAUGAGUUAGUGUGUGUGCAGGUGUGUGUGUGGGUGUGUGUAGCAGGUGUGUGUUUAGGAUAUGUAUUAGGUGGUGUAAGGGAGCUUACCAUUUGUGGCCAUGGGGGGAUACGACGCCGGAGUUGGGUUAAGACGGAGCCGGGAGGCAGUGGCUGCUGUUGGAGAAGGGGCGAUCACAGUGGUGAUGGCAGUCGUGCGACGUUGCCGGCCGUGAGGCGUUUACAGCUGGUCUGGUAUGACGGUGCUGGAGCUGCGUGCGACCAGGAUGGUGCAGGUUCGUCGGAGACGAUGGAGAAACAAGUGGCCGUCGUAUGCCGGUGAGGAUGAUCGGAGCUGGGAGUAUGGCAGAAGGACUUCGCCGGUAAAGAGAAGGUUGCCGGUGAUGGUGCGGAGAAAGGAGAGGGGCUGUGCGUGGGAGGUUGAGAAUGGAUGGUGCUGUGGAAGCAGUGGGUGACAGCUGGUGUGGUGUGGCUGUGGCUGGGUAUUGCUGUGAGGUGGCUGGGCGGGGACUGCAAGGUUGAGAGAGAGAUGGACCGUGUGUGAAGGAAGAGCAACAGCGCUGCGUGGGGGAGUAGGAAGAAGGCUGUGGCUCGAAGAAAGCAAGGAGGGUUUCUUUUUUGUUGUGUCUCCACCCCCCCCCCCCCCCGGCUCCAUGAAUGCCCAUUGCAAACUUCCUAUUUAUAAAAGAAGAACAAACCCUAAAUAUCUAAAACCCUAAGCUCCUCCUCUUUUUUUCUUUUUUAUUAUUUUUAUUUUCUUGCUAACAUAAAGCCCAAAAAUAAAAAAUAAAAAUAAAGACUCUAUCUAAAAAAUUCCACGACUCUCAAUUUUAAAAUAUCGGGACUCGCUUUAAAAUAACCGGGACUUGGGACUCAAUAACUGGGACUCGGUUUUAAGAACUGGGACUCUAUCAGGACUCAGUCGGGUCCUCUCAUUCCCGGGAUAAAAAGUUGACUUCUAAGUACACCGGGUUUUCUCAGAAAGGCCUGGUUAAAAUUUUUAUGUCUACAGUUGACUUUAUAAUUUUUCAUUUGGAUUAUUUUUUUAUGUUAAGAGGCAGGUCUGUAGCCUUGAAUGACCUGUUCUCAGUUAGCCUUCUUUCCUUGUAUUCAUACUUGUGCUUAAUUAUUGAUUUAUGACCUUCUUCCAAAAAAAAAAUUGCAGUAGUCUUUAAUAAUAAUAAUCAUAAUGUAAAAAACUAAUUAAUUAAUUAACUAACUAAUAAUAAAAAUAAUCAAGUAAUUGUGUUAUCAAAGAGAAUCAGUUAAUCAUAAUAUACAAACAAAAACAAAAAAUAUAAUUAUUUUUAUGAUGAUAAUCAUAAUAAUGAAACCAAGCAAAUAAUAAUAUAUUUUUUGAUAGUACUUUUUCUAUGAUAGCAAUCAUAAUAAAGAAAAUAUCAUAAUAAUAUUGUUUUUUAUUAUUGGAUUUUAAUAUUUUGGUUAUUAUUAUUAUUAUUAUUAUUAUUAUUACUACUUACUGAUGGAAGCUCAAUGAUAGGGACAUUUUGUAUGUAGAGAGAGGCAAGUUUUGAAUACCCAUGUUUAUGACUUUAAGGUACAUCUUGCUCUUUUGGGGACUCCAAGAUGUAUGUUUGUAUGUCACAUAGGAUUCCCACAAAAAUAGUAUUGGGGAUGUGGCUCAUAUUCAGAGCGGAUCACAUGUACCGGAGGAAGCUACAUGAAGCGAGGGACAAUUGCAUGAGAGGAGUCUGCAGGUCUGAGGGUAAACCGUUGACGAUUACUGUUGGUGCAGAUUAUGUGAUUUCAAAUCGGGGGCUUGUAGAUUGGGCUAAACCGGAGGGAUUUCUCCGGGGAUUGACACAGAUAUGGUUUAGAUAUACUCAUGGUUUUAAAUAACGGCCGUUACGUAGCGUAACGGCCGAUACGUAACGAAAAUCGGAGGCCCCGAAACCGAUACGGGCCGAUAAUGCGGUUCGGAAAAAAUUCACGGCCGUAACGGCCGUUACGGAGGCGUAACAGCACGUAACGGCCGAUUCUCCAACGUUACACUUCGUAACGUCCGUUACGGACCGUUACAUGGCCGACAGGUCGCAGAUUUGCUGAAGGAUUUCUGCUGCAGGCAGCAGGCAGCAGGCAACAGGCAGCAGCGCUGCUUUCCCCCUCUCCCCAGUCCCCACACUCAUCUGCCAUUCAAAGGGUAAAAUGGAAAGUUACAAACUGACCUUGAAAAUUUGUUGGCGCUUGGCGGAAGCAAUAAGAAGGCUUCGAAGCCUGAGAAUGAGCACACCGAGGCUACCGAGCAGAUCUACUCAUCUUGCAGUUCCAGCAACUUGGCGAGUCACCAGCGACGGCGAAAGGUCUGCAGCAGCUCCGCCAGUCGUCGUAAUCGGCACCUUCCUCCGCCAGUCGUCGCAGUCGCCACCAGCCAGCCUCUCGUUUUAAGCUUCGGAGGCUCGGAGCUUGGAGUCAUCGCUGCUUUGUGCUUCGCAGUUCGCAGCCUUCGCUCCUUCGAGUUCCCUCGAAUCCCUCCCCUCUCUCGGUCUGACUCGACUACCAGGCCCAGCGUAUGAGACACUCUAACACUAACACUCAACACCCACAGCACUUUUCAUUAUGUUUUUUUUUUUUUUAAAUUAUAUUUUGUUGUUCACAGCACUUUUCAUUAUGUUUUUUUUUUUAAAUUAUAUUUUGUUGUUCCCACAGCACUUUUCAUUAUGUUUUUUUUUUUUUUAAAUUAUAUUUUGUUGUUCCCACAGCACUUUUCAUUCUGUUUUUUUUUUAAAUUAUAUUUUGUUGUAAAAUAGGUUUGUUAAAUUGAAUUAAAAAAAAAAAGUAAUUUAAUAGAGUAAAAAAUUAGAAAUCAUUAAUAAUUAUGUAAAAUAAAAUUUUCUUAAUUUAUAAAUAUUUUAAUUGUAUUAUAUUUUUUGAAAGAUAAUUAUGAAAAUUAAUUCCAUGACAUAGCAAGCAAUUAUUAAUAGUAUAUAAUUAAUAUUUUUUAAGGUUAGUAAAUAAUUAAUAUUUACCAAUAAUAAUUGAAGCCUUUUUUAUAAUAAUAUUUGAAUAUCAAUAAUCCACUACUGCAUUCACCAUCUAAACAAAGCAUUAAAAUAAUGUAUGUACACAAGACAUCCAUGUGAUGGCAUUUUAUAUUAUCUAGGCUUAAUUGAGCUCUAUUUUUCACCAUUCUUAAAGAAUUCUAAGGAAUACUCUGCACAAUUAUUAUAAUAUUUAGUCUUAGGAUUUGCCAAAUUCUAAGGAAUACUCUGCACAAUUAUUAUAAUAUUUAGUCUUAGGAUUUGCCAAACUUACAGAAAUAAAAUUAAUUCAUGGCACCAAUUGGCUAACAUACUAUUUAUGUCAGCUGGACAAAGUGGUUAUUUUGAUAAAGAAGAUAUCAUAUUCACUCCCAUCUAUUGAAAAAAUAUUAAAUAAUGUUCAUAUUAUAAAAUUAAAUUAAAUUAAAUAACAUCUGUCACCCAUUUUAUGUUACAUGUGUAUCUACUUGCCAUUUCUUGAGUAGGGUGACCCUGUUUAUUAAUAUUUUUUAAGUUUUAAAACAUUAUUUUGACCUUAAAUUUAAAAUUAGGUAAAAUAAAUGUUUACAUCUAUUUUUUGUUUUUAGUUAUCAAAUAAAGUAAAAAUUGAUAACUUAAUAAUAAAAAAAUUAACCUAAUAGUUAAUACAUUAAUAAAUCUGAUUUUUACUAAUUACUACUGGAAUUUGUAGAAAAAUUUAAUUUUAAUCCAUAUACUGAGAAAAUGCUUAAAAAAUUAAAUAGUCAAUUUGUAAUGUAUGGAUCUCUAUUUGUGAUGCUAUGAUGUAUAUGAAAGUAGAGCAAAAAUCUUUUUCACCUGUUAAUUUCUUAUAGUUAUAAAUGAAAAUAAAAUCAAGCUAUGAAAAAUAAUGAAAAUAUCUUUUUAAAGAUAAAGGAAUAUAUUUUUUUUGUAAUAAAAUAUCUAAUAUUUUAUAAUUUUGUUUAUUUAAAUAUAAAAAUAAUAAACAUUACUUAUUAUUUUUAAUCAAAUAUUAUACUUUAUUUUUACGUAAUAAGUAUUUAAAAUUAGGACUAUUUAGUACUUAUUAUUUAAUAUUUACUAAAUUACUAAUUAUAUUAUUCCUGUCAUUGUAGAAAGGUUGUAACUUUGUAUUUUCUUUAUAUUUUGUGUAGAGAUCAUCAAAUUAAGUCUAUCAAUAUGUCACGUGAUAGAGGAAAUGAAAACUUACCUAGUGAGGAUAUUGGAUGGCAUUUUGGUUCUGCGGUAGACGGUAAUAGACAUGUUAUUAUGUGUAAGUUAUGUGGGAAGAUAAUCAAAGGGGGCAUUACACGCUUGAAACAACACUUGGCACAUAAAAAGGGUCAAGUAGCUGGAUGCUCAAAUGUGACCACACAAGUAAGAGAACAAAUGAUGAAACAUCUACAACAGUAUGCUGAGAAGAAAAGAGAUAAACAAAAAAGGCAAGAAGAAGCAGAAGCCCAAAUUAGAGGAGAUUUUGAGAAUUUGAGCGAUGAAGAAGACUUAGAAGAAGAAAGUAUGAGAUUUGCUCGACAAGAAAGCAUGCGAUCACAACAACAAUGGGAAGAAAGACAAAGAUUUCGAGCAAGAACAACUGGAAGGGGUAAUAUUUAUGAAGAGGGAGGUGGCUCUGGCAGUGGUGCUACCAGUGGUUUCAAUAGAGCAGGAGUUCGAUCUUAUAGUGGUCGAGAAGCUGAAGGUAGUGGACGACAAUGGAUCAAUCCUGAUGCCCCUGAAGCUAGACUAAAGGCAAUGGAUCCUAUUUUAGAAAGAAGCAAGAGUGCGAAACAACCAAAACUCAACACAAAGUUACUGAAAGGUUUAAGAAGUAAAUUAGGAAAAGCGGUUGGAAAAUUCCUAAUUUAUAAUCGGAUUCCAGCGAAUGUAGCUGACUCUCCAUUUAUGCAGCCUAUGCUUGAUAUUGCUGCAGAGGUUGGAAAGGGGGUGAAGGGUCCAUCACCCUAUGAGAUAUCUGAAAUUUAUUUGGAGCAAGAGUAUCAAGAAAUGAAAAAUUAUAUAGCUUCUUUUGCUGGAAUUUGGAAGGAAAGAGGUGUAACACUUAUGUGUGAUGGUUGGUCAGGACCAACUAGAAAACACAUUAUAAACUUUUUAGUUUAUUGCGAUAGAGGCACCGUGUUUCAUAAAUCAGUUGAUACCUCUGAUGUGCCAAGCAGAACAGCUGAAUAUUAUUUCAGGUAAUUUUCUAAUUUUAAUUGUAUAUGCAAAUAGUAUUAUGGACUUGCAUGUUUUUAAUUAAAUAGUAGUAAUUAUUGAAUCUAUAAUUUCAUUUCAGAUUAAUGGACGAGGUGGUUGAAGAAAUUGGAGAGGAGAAUGUUGUUCAAGUAGUGACUGAUAAUGAAGCUGCAAUGAAGGUAGGAGGAAAAUUAUUGAUGCAGAAGAGGCCCAAUCUCUAUUGGACAGCAUGUGCAGCUCAUUGCAUAGACCUUAUUCUUGAAGAUAUUGGUAAGAAAAGUAACGUGAAGAAGGUCUUAGAAGAUGCAAGAACAAUAACCUCAUUUAUUUACAAUCACACAUGGACAGUGAAUUUCAUGAAGAAAUUCACAAAUAAUAGAGAGUUACUUCGCCCUGCCAUCACUCGAUUUGCCACAAAUUUCAUUGCUUUGGAGACUAUUGUCAGGCAUAAACAAGCACUAAGGGAAAUGUUUACAUCUGAUGCUUGAAAAAACUCAAGGUUUGGAAUGGCAAAAUCAGGCCCAGCAUAUGAUUCGAAGAAAAUUAUCUUAGGCAAAGAGUUUUGGCAAAAGGCCUCUGAUAUAAUUAAAGUGCAAGAACCCUUGGUGAAAGUUCUUAAAUUGGUUGAUGGUGAUGAAAAACCAACCAUGGGCUUCAUAUACGAGGCAAUUGAUAGGGCGAAGUUGGCCAUUCAAAAAGAUUGCCGGUUUUACAAAGACUAUUGGAAAAUUAUUGACAACCGGUGGAGUUUUCAGUUGCACCAAGAUUUGCACGCUGCUGGGUAUUUUUUGAACCCACAAUUUCUUUAUGGUGCCCCACCCUCUCCUGAAGUUGCUAGAGAAGUCAUGGAUGGAGUUAAAAAAGUAAUAACCAAGUUGGUACCCGAUAUAGAUACUCAAAUUCGGGCUAUUAAUCAAUUGUUGCUAUAUCGAGAUAGGCAGGAGACUUUUGGAACCCUAUUGGCUCAAAGGGCAGUGAAACAAACAAAUCCUGCUGAAUGGUGGAUUCAUUAUGGCUUGUGUGCCCCUGAACUCCAAAGAAUAGCAAUUAGAGUUCUUAGUCAGACCACAUCAGCUUCGAACUGUGAGCGUAAUUGGAGCACCUUUAGCCUCAUCCAUACGAAAACAAGAAAUAGAUUAAAGUACAUGAGACUACAAAAACUUUUUUUCGUACAUUACAACAUGAGGUUAAAGUUAAGACGUACAAUGAGAAGAAGCCAACGAGAAAUUGAAGAGGGUUUCAAUCCUAUCAAUUUGGACUACAUUUUCGAAGAAGAUGAUCCUUUAAGUCAAUGGUUAGAGGAGAGAGAGACACCACUACUCGACGGUCAGGACAAUUCAAAUUGGUUAAAUGAAGAGGUUGGUGGUACUACAGAAGGAGGUGAUCAACUACCAAUAAACGCGCAUGAUGAUUCAAGUUCAAGCCCUGAACGUACACAAAGUGAUGACAAUCUUGGUUUGAGCCCACCAAGUGAUGAUGAUGGUAAUAGUGGUGCUGGAGCUGGGGUUGGGGGGGGUGGCAGUGGUGGUGGUGGAGGCGGUGGUGUAGAAUAUAAUUAUGGAUAUGAUACAGGGACAUCAUUUGGAAGGGAUAUAUAUCCUUCUGAUCCUUAUGGACUACAUGACAUACCUGAAAAUUAUGACUUGGGUAUUCCUCCAGGGAACCAAUCUUCAUAACCCAGGAGAAGGAGUGCUCGUGGUGACCCUAACGAUUCUACUGAAGAUUCAUAUGGUGUGGUUCGUAGUUUUGGCGACUUUGGUUUAAAUGGUUCAUCAUCACAAUCAUAUGGAUCUCAUCCAGCAUAUCCACAUUAUGCAUCUCGUGACUCACAUUUUUAUCCUAGUGGAUCAGGAAUCUCAGGAUCUAGUGAGUCUUCUUCUACACACUACCCAGAGCCAGCCCCUGCCCCAACUUAUAGACAUUAUUCAGGAGAAUUUUCAUCACCAGUACAUUUUCAAGAGCAACAACAAAAUGACGUAAACUUGGGUUCAUUCAACUAUGUAUUUCCACAAGGAUGGGGAGAUAAUUUCCCAUCCCAAUCCCAAGAUACAGAUGCAAAUUAUGAAGACCUUCCACGUCAUUCUUUUUGGUGGUGACAUGUGUUAUGUUAUAAAUUUGUAAUAUUGUAUUCAUGUAUUUUCAACUAUUUAUUGAUAUUUGAUAUUAAUCACUUUUUAAAUUCAUGUAUGUGUAAUGUGUAUAUUGAGUAUUAAGUCUAUUGAGUAUUGAUUCAUUUUUAGUAA
This is a messenger RNA of Malania oleifera, 7459 nucleotides long. RefSeq lists its product as uncharacterized. Bases 5723 to 6892 code for a protein of 389 amino acids. Gene Ontology annotation, molecular function: protein dimerization activity. The transcript has 4 exons. NCBI's taxonomy places the organism in Eukaryota, Viridiplantae, Streptophyta, Magnoliopsida, Santalales, Ximeniaceae. The record is from RefSeq and is a predicted model, not a curated record.